Messenger RNA from Candidula unifasciata, 1413 nucleotides. Lineage: Eukaryota; Metazoa; Mollusca; Gastropoda; Stylommatophora; Geomitridae. The record is from the annotation of a GenBank genome assembly.
AUGAAUCGCACAAUAAAGACACAAGUUGUCAAAACAGUGAAAGUAAAAAGUGUUAGAGAGGGGGCAUUCUGCAAAUACUCUCACCAUGUGUGCAUGCAGAACUGUGUGGAUGGGUAUGAUUAUUGCAGACACCACAUAUUAGAAGACAAAACUGCGCCGUACAAACAGUGUGUCUACAUGACAAAAUCAGGCCGACGGUGUUUCAUGGCUGCUCCGAAGCAGGAACGAAAAGAUGGGUAUUGCUCGGAGCAUGCCAAGAAAGCUGCCUAUGCCCGACAACGCCUGUCACGCAAACGUAGACCAAAGGAAACUGUGGAGAGUCUUCUCGAGGAUCUGACUUCGGUGAACGCUACCUCAUCUGAUUCCCACAACAAUGAGCAUCGCCGAGGGAAAAUGCACAGUGACAGCAUUGCUAGCAAAGCUCUAGAGUAUGCCAGCUCCAGCGACUCCGACACAGAGCAGCCAAUGGUUGGACAGACAUGGAUCGACGAUGGAGAUAGUGAUGCAGAGAGCAUUGACAGUGAACAGGAAGAUUUACUCAAGUAUGCAGGUGCCUAUACAACGGAAGAAGUUGCCCAGAUUUUAAGAGACAAGUUAAUCAGGCUACAAGCACUUUAUAUUGACCAGUUCAAGCGACUCAAACAUGUGCUCUUGACCAAACGAAGACAGUACUUGAAAGCUUACAAGGCAGAGAAGGAAACUUUAGGAAGCAUCAAGCUGUACAAGAGUGAUCCAUCCCAGAAAGAGAAAUAUCAAAAACUGUUGGCCAUGAAGCACUAUCACAGGAAGUACGGGAAGGAGGCAUUACUGCAGAAACAGUCCACGCAGCGGAGGAUGCAAGCCACAGAAGGGAUGAACUACCUCCCGCCACACUUCGCCAAGUGUGUGUUUGUCGAUGAAGGUCUCCGUUGUAAUGCAAGAGUUGUUCCCCUGAGCAAAUUCUGUCAAAAACAUAUUCUCCACGACCCAGCCCAAGUGUUGUACCGCCCAUGUCCGUUUGCCGACAGUCAGUGUGGUCGACCCGUGCCAACCCUGCAUAAUACAGAGUUUUGUUCUUUACACCAGCCAGUGCCCUCUGUCAAAGAACCUGACCAGCCAGAUGCGGAUAUGAAUGUCGCAGACCAAGAAGACAGCAAACAAGACAGCAGCAAGGUGUAUGCAGAUAGCAGAUUGGUUUCUCCGCCUCAGAGACAUGUAAAGAUCCAGACGCCCAGCAUGCAAGGCCAGUUGGAAGCGACAGUGAAGAGCACGCUGGACUUUGGUUUAAAGUUGGGCUCUGCAACAACAGGCACAGCAGCAGGGAAGACUCAGGAUGUUGAUGCAGAGGAAGCAGAGACUGAAAGACAUUUUCAGCUAGGGACUUUAUUUACUCUUGGGGAGGAAAACGAGGAGGAGGAGAACAUUGCAAGAUGA